AUGGCGGAGGCCGCGGGCAGCAAGGCGGCGCAGCAGCAGCACCUCUGCUGCAGCAUCUGCGCGGAGCCGACGGCGCCGUCGGAGUUCCACCGCGGCGGCAGCGCCUGCGCGCACGCCUUCUGCGGGGCGUGCAUCACGGGCCACGUCCGCGCCAGGCUCGAGUCCGGUCCCGGCGCCGCCGCCGCCGUGCGAUGCCUGGACGCGUCCUGCGGCGGCAAUCUCGACCCGGAGCUGUGCCGCGCCGCGCUCCCGGCCGACGUGUUCGAGCGGUGGUGCGCCGCGCUGUGCGAGUCCAUGUUCGUCGGGGCGCGCAGGACCUACUGCCCCUUCCCCGACUGCUCGGAAAUGAUGGUGGCCGACGACGACGAGGAGGAGGACGAUGACGAGGAGGGUGAUGGUGGGAAGCCCGUGACGCAGUCGGAGUGCCAGGUGUGCAGGCGGCUGUUCUGCGCCCAGUGCGCCGUGCCGUGGCACGCGGACGUCGACUGCGCCGCGUACAAGAGAGGGGACAGGAGCAGGGAGGACCUGAUGCUGAUGGAGAUGGCCAGAGAGAAGAAGUGGAGGCGGUGCCCCAAGUGCGACUUCUUCGUGGCCAAACGAGAUGGCUGCCUUCACAUUAUCUGUAGGUGUGACUUUGAGUUCUGCUAUGGAUGUGGCGCUAAGUGGGGCUCUGCUGGGUGUUCUUGUGAUGACCAGGACCAUGAUGAGAGUGAGGAUGAAGAUGAUCUCGUUGACAUGUGAGCAUGUGACCAUUAUGAUAUUUGUGUCGCAUGCCUUGCUGUUAUGGAAUUCAGACGGGCUAGAGAAAUAUUUUGAAGUAUUAUAUGGUCCGUACGUGCUAGGGAAAUUGAAACACAUAAUGGUU
Molecule: messenger RNA, 865 nt
Organism: Triticum dicoccoides
Lineage: Eukaryota; Viridiplantae; Streptophyta; Magnoliopsida; Poales; Poaceae
Product: probable E3 ubiquitin-protein ligase ARI8
Exons: 2
Coding region: 1-741 (246 amino acids)
Biological process (GO): protein ubiquitination
Molecular function (GO): zinc ion binding; ubiquitin-protein transferase activity
Source: RefSeq, a predicted model, not a curated record